Panicum virgatum (switchgrass) is the source of this 1974-nucleotide messenger RNA. RefSeq names its product beta-glucosidase 32-like. The record is from RefSeq and is a predicted model, not a curated record. The transcript has 13 exons. NCBI's taxonomy places the organism in Eukaryota, Viridiplantae, Streptophyta, Magnoliopsida, Poales, Poaceae. Bases 182 to 1759 code for a protein of 525 amino acids. Gene Ontology annotation, biological process: carbohydrate metabolic process. Gene Ontology annotation, molecular function: beta-glucosidase activity.
AGCGAAACGACAGCGACGCGGCGGAGAAUUGGCAGCGACCAAAGGAUCCAUGGAAUCACGUCAGUGAAUAGCACAAGUGAAGUCCUCACCCACGGACCCACCCGCUCGCUCACCAGUCACCACCACCGCGCGACGGGCCGGGAGCAGCGAGCCGGCCGCUUGCUCUCCGCAGAGCAGAGGCAUGGCACCACCGCUCAGCAGCUUCUCCGUGCUCCGACGAAGCCGAGCGCACCGGAAGCCGCGGCUGCUCUUCUUCUUGCUCGCCGUCAUCACCGCCGGCGUCGUGCCGAGGAGCGCCAACGCGAUCACCCGGCGCGACUUCCCCGAGGGGUUCGUCUUCGGCGCCGGGUCAUCGGCUUUCCAGGUGGAAGGGGCAGCUGCAGAGGAUGGAAGGGCACCAAGUAUUUGGGACACCUUCACCCAUGAAGGUUAUUCGUACGACGGAUCCACUGCAGAUGUUUCAGCAGAUCAGUAUCACCACUACAAGGAAGACGUAAAGCUUAUGCAUGUGAUGGGUUUAGACGCCUACAGAUUCUCAAUUGCUUGGCCCAGGCUUAUUCCUGAUGGAAGAGGAGAGAUCAACCCAAAAGCUUUGGAAUACUACAACAAUCUCAUAGAUGACCUGAUACUGCACGGGAUUGAGCCUCAUGUCACCAUCUACCAUUUUGAUCUUCCUCAGGUCCUUCAGGAUGAAUACGGCGGACUCCUCAGCCCCAGAUUCAUAGAAGACUACACUGCAUUUGCAGAAGUCUGCUUCAAGAACUUCGGGGACAGGGUGAAGCACUGGGUCACCGUCAACGAGCCCAACAUAGAGCCCAUCGGCGGCUACGACAUUGGCUCACAGCCGCCGCGGCGCUGCUCCUAUCCCUUCGGCGAGAACUGCACCGGCGGCAACUCCUCGACGGAGCCGUACAUCGCCGCGCACCACCUCCUCCUUGCACACGUCUCUGCAGUGUCCUUGUACAGGAGCAAGUACGAGCCGAUCCAAGGAGGCCGGAUAGGGAUCACGCUCCUGGGCUGGUGGCACGAGCCUGCCACCAACACGUCGCAGGAUGCAGCCGCUGCGUCGAGGAUGAACGACUUUCACCUCGGAUGGUUCAUGCACCCGUUGGUGUACGGGGACUACCCGCCGGUGAUGAGGAGCAGGGUGGGCGGCCGGCUGCCGCGUCUGUCCGCGGAGGAGUCGGCGGCGGUGCGCGGGUCCUUCGACUUCGUCGGCUUCAACCACUACCUCAUCCUACGAGUCCGGUCGUCCGGGGAGGAGGAGGAGGAUUCCGGCCAGAGGUCCCGGGACUACUACGUUGAUGCGGCCGUCCAGAAUCCACUCCAGACCAUCACGGAGGGCCGCAUCGAGUCCCCCCCAUGGGCGCUGGGGAAGCUGCUGGAGCACCUGAAGGUGAAGUACGGCAACCCUCCCGUCGUCAUCCAUGAAAAUGGGGUAGGAGACGCCCCCGACGGCACGCCGGGCGCGAUCGAGUUCGACGACGAGUUCAGGUCCGAGUUCCUGCAGAGCUACCUGGAGGUGCUCUACCAGUCCAUACGGAACGGGUCGGACGCGCGGGGCUACUUCGUGUGGUCGUUCCUGGACGUGUUCGAGUUCCUCUUCGCCUACGAGCUGCGCUUCGGGCUGUGCGGCGUGGACAUGGCCGCCGCGGCGCGCACGCGGUACCCGCGGAGCUCCGCGCGCUGGUACGCCGGCUUCCUCCGCGGCGGCGAGCUCCGCCCGCCGCCGCCCGCCAGGCCGCACGUCGCCGCGUGAUCGAAAAGCGAACAUCAAAGAUAGAAAGGGCAGGACGGAGGUCACUCGCGAGUCGCGAGUCGAGUCGAGAAUAAAAGGUUCGUGUAGGCACGCACCACGUCUGAUGAUGACGUGGCAGGUGCUACCCCGCGGGGUUGGAACUGUACUAACUUUUCGUGUGCGAAUCCUCAGGCGUUUAGUCCCACCCUAUAAACCCGUAAACACAAAAAAAAUCA